AUGACCGAAAAGGAGAUGGACUUGUCAGGUGAAAAGCUCGCAGUGGGCGACUUCAGUCUCGGCAAAACGCUUGGGACGGGUGCCUUCGGGCGAGUGCGCUUCGUGACGCACAAGGGCAAUGGAAGGCACUACGCGUUGAAGACCUUGAAAAAGGCUGCAAUCAUCAAGAUGAAGCAGGUAGACCACAUCAUGAGCGAGAAGCAGAUUUUGGCCAAGCUGCAGCAUCCCUUCAUCGUGAACAUGUUCGGCUCAUUCCACGACCCCCGCUAUAUCUACAUGGUCUUGGAAUACAUCGUGGGUGGCGAAUUCUUCACGCAUUUGCGAAAGGCUGGCCGUUUCGAAAACGAACAGUCCCUCUUCUACGCCGCGCAAAUCACAUGCAUCUUCGAAUAUUGCCAUGAAUUGAACAUCGUCUAUCGUGACCUGAAGCCGGAGAACAUUUUGAUCAACGCGGACGGCUAUGUGAAGUUGACGGAUUUCGGCUUUGCCAAGGUCAUUGAGCAUCGCACCUACACCUUGUGCGGAACUCCCGAAUACAUCGCGCCAGAAGUCCUUCUGAACAAGGGCCACGGCAAACCAGUGGAUUGGUGGACACUAGGCAUCCUCAUCUAUGAGAUGAUUGUUGGAUACCCACCUUUCGUCGAUGAGGACCCCAUGGGCAUCUACCAGAAGAUCUUGGCAGGUAAAAUCACGUUUCCGAAGAUCUUUCACAAGGAGGCCAAGAGCUUGGUGAAGAAGUUGCUUACCCCGGAUUUGGGCAAGCGUUUUGGCAAUUUGAAGAAUGGUGCUGCAGACAUCAAGGAGCACAAGUGGUUCAAGGAUCUCAGCUGGGAGGAUCUUGUGGCCAAGAAGAUUGAGGCACCAUUCAAACCAGCCGUGAAGGGUGCUACUGAUACCAGUAACUUCGAUGACUAUCCAGACUCAGAUCAGGAACCUCCUGCUGUAAAUGCCUCGCAAGAUCCUUUCACCAACUGGAGAUGUGCGGAAGAAUGCUAUCAACUAUUGGCAUUUGGGUCUGGGUAUUGCCUGGUGAUUGCCACGCAGCAGGGACAGGGUUUGCGCGCCCUGGGCUAUCGCGAUGCCUAUCUCAGAACCUGCAGCUCCUCGUAUACGACGAAGAGCUUGGACAGGAUGGUUCACCUCAACAAUGACGCGGUCCAGAAGCAGGGAGAGGAGUAUGGGAAGUUUGAGUCUGGCAACAAGCUCUCUUUAGAAGAGUUCCAAAAAUUCUUGGACGAACAUCACCAGGUGCGCAAGAUCAGCGUGAGAGACGACUUGAUGCCAAAGUGCCACAGCCUCAUGGGCGAUGCCAUUCGUUCCGCGGCCAGCAAGCUGAAUCCUCGAAAGAUCAAACACUGCUUCGAGGUCUUCGGUUUUGAUUUCAUGGUGGACUCUGACUUCCGAGUGUGGCUCAUUGAGUGCAAUGCCAAUCCAUGCCUGGACUUGUGCAGCGCCUACCUGGCACAUUUGAUUCCAAGCAUGUUGGACCAAGCACUUCGUUUGACCGUGGACUCCUUCGUAGACGGUGAAGAAUGUAGCCCAGAGGAUACCAAAUGGGAUCUCCUUUACGAUUCUGAGGAGGCGCCAAACUCGAUGUCCAGUACUUGGAUGGAAGAGCUACCUUUAGGUUUCACGCUGCCAAUGCUGGGCACCCAAAUCCUGGGACGGAAGCCCAAGAAAGGAACCAAGAAAAUGGCGGCUCCCCCAAGGGAAACCGCACUGGCUGAAGAGGACGCAAAAGCGCCGGCUGUCAAUGAGCAGCUGGAUGGUUUGACCUCCUGCGCAGAAAACGACGGCUGCGAUGGAAAAUCACAACUUGUCCUUCCUGUGCUGAUGUCACUUUCCACCCAGCAGGCCUUUGAUGUCCUGAAGAACUUUGAGGAGAACGCCAACAGCGUUCGAGAUCCCACUGCCUACGCCAUCGGCACUGCCAGGAAAGCCGAGCGAGGAGAGACGAUUGGCACCGGUCGCAAGGCCUCCGUGACGGUUUCUGAAGCGCCACGCUUGAGGGCGCCACGGGCCAAAGGAGAGGGACGCCCUCCUGAGCCCAUUGGUUCUUUUGGCAAAUCAGGCAAGCCUUCCAGAGCCCCUCCCCAGCACAACUCUGAGAGUCGCAUCAGGAGACAGGUGCAGUGGCUGAACAGAAAUGCUGAGCUUCAAAGCGACCUGGAUGAGGAGCGCGUGGUCUCGCAACUAACCCGAGUCUCGGAUCGAGAAGCCAUGGACAUUUUGAAGCGCCGGGAGCCUUUUUCUGCCCACCCCACCGCAGUUCCCGGCCCGCGGCCAGUCGUGAGCUUUUCCGUGCCAAAGAUGGCACUCGAUCCCCCGGUGGCACCACCACCGGGGAUGGAAGAUAUGCAUUAUGACAUGGCACGUGAUAUCGGGCAGAGGGUGGAGGCCUUGAUCCUGGAUGUCACUGGGACGAUCUGGGAUGGAACAGCCGAGUGGGCCGGUUGUGGGUUUUAUGAAUCUUAUGGUGCCAGGUGUUAUUUUUGUCAUGUUCCAUCCUACCUGAAAUCACAACAUCCUAACUGA
Cladocopium goreaui is the source of this 2535-nucleotide messenger RNA. The record is from the annotation of a GenBank genome assembly. NCBI's taxonomy places the organism in Eukaryota, Dinophyceae, Suessiales, Symbiodiniaceae.